AAUUACCAAAAGAAGCAAUUUGUUUUUGUUGCACUUAGAUGUUUUGUGGGAUAAUUUGAAGACAAAAAAAUAUGACUCCUUGGAUUACUUCUGUUUCUUGUUCUUCACAUUCUGUUGUGGCUGAAAAUGCCCAAGGAAUUUCAUUCAUACUUCAAUGGUUAAAAUUUAUAUUCCUAUCUCCAUGUCCUCAAAGGGCUCUUUUGACCUCCAUUGAUGUUGUCUUUUUGUUUAUCCUUUUCGUUUUCGCUAUUCAAAAACUGUAUUCAAGAUUCACCUCCAGCAACACUACUUCAAAUGUUCAUGAGCCUCUUAUCACUAAAACCAAAAUUGGUGUCAGUACCAAUAUUUGGUUUAAGUUGUCAGUUGUCGCGAGUGUUGUUUUAACGGUUUUGUCAGUUGUGUCGUCGGUCUUAGCAUUUACACAAAAUACCCAAAUGCCAUGGAAGCUGAUAGAUGGAAUAUGUUGGAUAGUCCAAACUUUAUCUUUCCUAGUGAUUACUGUUUUGAUCAUUCAUGAAAAAAGAUUUAAAGCUGUCACUCAUCCAUUAUCUCUUCGUGUUUUCUGGGUUGUAAAUUUCGUGGUCAUUGCUUUAUUGGCUUCAUCCAGUGUUGUCCGACUAGUUUCUGGAAACAGAAACACUUCAGCUUUCAAAUCUGAAGAUAUAAUUUUGUUGAUAUAUGUUCCAUUUUCAAUCUUCCUUUUGGUUUUAUCGGUUAAUGGAUCAACUGGGAUCAUUGUGACAACAGAAUCUGAAUCCCUAAAUGGCAAUGGGAAUGGUAAAGUAAUAAUACCUGCUGAUGAGUUGAACAAGUUAUCACACGUGAGCGGAUGGGCGUCAGCUUCAAUCCCAUCGAAAAUCUUUUGGCUGUGGAUGAACCCAUUGUUGAGAAAAGGCUACACUGCCCCUCUAAAACUCGAGGACAUUCCAUCGCUUUCACCUGAACAUCGAGCUGAGAAAAUGUCAAAGCUUUUUGAAGAAAAAUGGCCUAAGCCUCAUGAAAACUCAAAACAUCCUGUUCGAGUCACACUGAUCCGAUGUUUUUGGAAACAUGGUGCUUUCACAGCAUCACUUGCAGUUCUUAGACUCUGUGUUAUGUAUGUCGGUCCCCUAUUGAUCCAAAGAUUUGUUGAUUUCACUUCGGGGAAAAGAUCCUCUCCAUAUGAGGGUUAUUACUUGAUAAUGAUACUUCUUGUUGCAAAAUUUGUAGAAGUUUUAUCAGCCCACCAGUUCAAUUUUCAUUCUCUGAAGCUGGGAAUGUUGAUCCGGUCCACAUUGAUAACUUCAUUAUACAAAAAGGGGUUACGUCUCACGUGUUCUGCUCGACAAUCACAUGGUGUUGGACAGAUUGUGAACUACAUGGCUGUAGAUACACAGCAACUUGGUGAUAUGAUGUUUCAGUUGCAUGCUAUUUGGCUUAUGCCGGUUCAAGUUUCAGUGGCAUUAGGUAUACUUUACGCUUACAUUGGACUGCCAGCUUUGGUAUCUUUGCUCGGAAUCGCGUUGGUUCUAUUGUACGUAAUUCUGGGCACUAAAAGGAACAACAAGUUUCAAUAUAAUAUAAUGCAAAACCGUGACUUGAGGAUGAAAGCCACCAAUGAGAUGCUUAACUAUAUGAGGGUGAUUAAGUUCCAAGCAUGGGAAGAACAUUUCAACAAGAGGAUUCUAGCGUUUCGUGAGUCUGAAUAUGGAUGGCUUACUAAAUUCAUGUUCUCAAUAGGUGGAAAUAUGAUCGUGUUGUCGAGCUCCCCUUUGUUUAUUUCUUCACUCACUUUUGGGAGUGCGAUUUUGUUUGGAAUCCCACUUGAUGCUGGGACUGUGUUCACUGCCACAUCAUUGUUCAAGAACCUGCAAGAGCCAAUUCGAACAUUCCCUCAGUCAAUGAUUUCAAUCUCUCAGGCCAUGAUCUCCUUGGGAAGAUUGGAUGCAUUCAUGAUGAGCAAAGAGUUGAAAGAAGAUGCGGUGGAGAGGCAGGAGGGUUGUGGUGGAAGCACGGCAGUUGAGGUCAGAGAUGGGUCUUUUAGUUGGGAUGAUGAAGCGGCUGAAGGUGCUGCAGUCAAGAAUCUAAACUUUGAGAUCAAGAAAGGUGAACUUGCAGCAAUUGUUGGCACAGUAGGUUCGGGCAAAUCGUCUCUUCUCUCAUCCAUUAUUGGUGAAAUGCACAAAAUCUCCGGGAAGGUGAAGGUAUGUGGAAGUACUGCAUACGUUGCACAAACAGCAUGGAUCCAAAAUGGGACAAUUCAAGAGAACAUUGUGUUCGGUUUGCCAAUGGAUAGACAAAGAUACAAGCAAGUAAUCAAGAACUGUUGCUUGGAGAAGGACUUGGAGAUGAUGGAAUUCGGUGAUCAGACUGAAAUUGGUGAGCGUGGAAUAAACCUCAGUGGCGGGCAGAAGCAGAGAAUUCAACUCGCCCGAGCUGUUUACCAAGAUUGUGACAUUUAUCUUCUAGACGAUGUUUUUAGUGCAGUUGAUGCACACACUGGUUCAGAAAUAUUCAAGGAAUGUGUGAGGGGGAUCCUUCGAAACAAGACAAUCUUGCUUGUGACGCACCAAGUUGAUUUUCUCCAUAACGUUGAUCUGAUCUUAGUUAUGCGAGAUGGGAUGGUUGUUCAAUCAGGAAAGUAUGAUGAACUACUAGAAUCUGGACUCGAUUUUAAAGCUUUAGUUUCUGCCCAUGAAACCUCUAUGAAACUAGUUGAAAUGGAAGGUACAACAUCAGAUAAAAGCUCCACUAAACCUCUUGAAAAAUCUCCUAGCCUAAACCAUAAGGAAGAAGAUCAAAAGGUUUUAAAAAGAUCCAUUUCUAGUAAAAUCGUUGGCACAUCAAAACUAAUCGAAGAAGAAGAGAGGGAAACAGGAAGAAUCAGCUUGAACGUUUAUAAGGUUUAUGUGACUGAGGCAUUUGGGUGGUGGGGUGUGAUUAUUGUUAUAAUAUUUGCAUUAUUGUGGCAAGGCUCACAGAUGGCAAGUGAUUACUGGUUGGCCUAUGAAACUGCUGAGGAUCGUGCUGCCUCUUUUAACCCUUCGUUGUUUAUAGAAGUUUAUACAGCUAUAGCAGGUGUCGCCCUGGUUAUGAUAGUUGGUAGAAUUAGUUGUGCAACAAUCCUCGGGCUUAAAACUUCCCAAAUCUUUUUUCAACGGAUUCUUCACAGCAUCCUUCAUGCUCCAAUGUCUUUUUUUGACACUACACCUUCAGGAAGAAUUCUUAGUCGAGCAUCAAGUGAUCAAACGAACAUUGAUGUCUUCCUUCCGUUUAUGAUGAGCCUGACUUUAACCAUGUUCGCAACAGUCCUUGGAAUUAUAAUCGUUACUUGCCAGAACGCCUGGCCAACUGUUAUCCUACUGGUUCCUCUUGGUUGGCUAAAUUUCUGGUAUCGGAGAUACUAUCUUUCAACAUCUCGUGAAAUAACACGACUCGACUCCAUAACAAAAGCACCUAUUAUUCACCAUUUCUCAGAGAGCGUUGCGGGGGUUAUGACUAUUCGGUGUUUCAGGAAGCAAGACAGGUUUGUUCAAGAAAACAUUGAUCGUGUGAACGGAAAUCUAAGAAUGGACUUCCACAAUAUUGGUUCGAACGAGUGGUUGGGUUUCCGUUUGGAGUUCCUUGGAAGCUUAUUCUUAUGUGUUUCCACUGCAUUCAUGAUCAUCCUGCCUAGCAGUAUUGUGAAUCCAGCGAACGUGGGAUUAUCGCUCUCGUAUGGAUUGUCACUCAAUGGAGUGCUGUUUUUGGCUUUAUACUUUAGUUGUUUUGUGGAGAACCGUAUGGUUUCUGUGGAAAGGAUUAAACAGUUCACCAACAUACCUUCAGAAGCCGAAUGGGUUAAAAAGGAUAAUCCCCCUCCUUCCAAUUGGCCUUCUCAAGGCCAUGUAGAGAUCAAGAGUUUACAGGUUAAAUAUCGGCCAAACACACCUCUGGUAAUUAAAGGGAUUACCCUAAGCAUUAAAGGAGGCGAAAAGAUCGGCGUCGUUGGCAGAACCGGAAGUGGGAAGUCAACCCUAAUCCAGGUUCUGUUCCGAUUAGUGGAGCCAUCUGGUGGAAGUAUAACCAUUGAUGGUAUCAACAUAUCCACCCUUGGGCUGCAUGUUCUAAGGUCACGGUUCGGUAUCAUUCCUCAAGAGCCAAUCCUUUUUGAAGGCACUGUUAGAAGCAAUAUUGACCCCAUUGGUGAACAUUCUGAUGAAGAGAUCUGGAGGAGUCUUGAACGGUGCCAACUUAGCGAUGUUGUAUCUGCAAAACCUGGUAAACUAGAUUCUGCAGUUGUUGAUAAUGGCGAUAACUGGAGUGUGGGACAACGGCAACUUCUUUGUUUAGGACGAGUGAUGCUGAAGCACAGCAAGCUGUUAUUCAUGGACGAAGCAACAGCUUCUGUCGAUUCACAAACAGAUGCCGUCAUUCAGAAAAUCAUACGCGAGGAAUUUGCUGAUUGUACCAUCAUUAGCAUUGCUCACAGAAUACCAACUGUCAUGGACUGUGAUCGUGUUCUAGUCAUUGAUGCUGGUUAUGCUAAAGAAUUUGACAAACCUUCACGAUUGAUUGAGAGACCUUCUCUGUUUGGGGCAUUGGUUCAAGAGUAUGCUAACCGGUCUUCUGGUAUAUGAAAAGCUGUAAUCAUAUCAAGGUCGGGUUCAAGAUUCCUGUUUUGUACGACUAGUUUUUUCCGAUUACAUUGAAAAUUCAUUUUCUGGGAUUAUGUCCCAUUUAAGAUUAAUUUUGAAGUAGUUUAUUUUAAUUAUGGUGUAGUAUGAAGAUUGUAGCUUGAAUCUUUUCUUUUGAUUAAUAUAACUUCAGGGCACUACUCCCAGAGACCGUGAACUAAAAAUGUACGUGUAAUUAACUUUAAGAAACGAAUUUAAUUUUAAACUUCUGUAUACAAUACAAUAUAUAUCAUUUCCCCUAUAAA
Messenger RNA from Erigeron canadensis, 4900 nucleotides. RefSeq names its product ABC transporter C family member 4-like. Gene Ontology annotation, molecular function: ATP binding; ATP hydrolysis activity; ABC-type transporter activity. Gene Ontology annotation, cellular component: vacuolar membrane; plant-type vacuole. The coding region runs from base 72 to 4598 and encodes 1508 amino acids. Gene Ontology annotation, biological process: transmembrane transport. NCBI's taxonomy places the organism in Eukaryota, Viridiplantae, Streptophyta, Magnoliopsida, Asterales, Asteraceae. The transcript has 11 exons. The record is from RefSeq and is a predicted model, not a curated record.